UCCAAACUUCCAAAGAAACCAAAGCAGCAGGCCGGCAGAGACCUUUCCCAAGAAGAAAGAAAUGGCGAAGCUAGUUCGAAGUCUCAAGACCGGGUUCCUGAACGUCGUCGGAGCUCUCAAGUGCGGCGGCCGACCAGCCACCGUCGAAGCGCCCAUCUCGCCGGCGCCGGCAUCUGCGGCCGGGAAGCUUGAUGGUGGUGGUGAUGAGGUGGUUUAUGUGCAAGAAGAAGCUAAUAAAGUCCAUUUCGUCGGUGGAGCUAAGGAAGAUCUUUAUGUCGGAGAAGCCGAGUAUGAAUCCGUCCAGGUUCUGAGAAUUGUCCAAAACAGAAACGUUGCAGUGCCCAGAGGCUCCAGGCCCGGAACCGGCUAGAUAUGGCGGUUGACUUUUUUCUGGUUUCUCGUCCAGUUUUUUUUUUUUUUUUUAAAUUUAAUCCCAAAAUAAAUUUGAAUUGAAUCUGAGUCGGGCAGUAUAAUAAAUAGUUUAUUUGUAAGUGUAUGUAAUACUACUAAUAGUAAAUAUGUAGUUUUAUUGCAUGUUGAGUGUGCAUGAAUAUACCGUAUUAUUGUAUGAUUAUAUCGUUGUAACUUGUAACCCUCCAAUUAAGGGUUAAUUAUCAAUAAUUGUACGUAUAGAUCAUCACAGCGUACUCGUGAUUUGUCAACAAUUAAGUAGAUUAAGAUGAAGGGCAGCCAGUUGUUGACUUUAAAUAAUGUCUCUGUUGAUUUUGAAUGAAACCUGAAUUAUUGG
This is a messenger RNA of Linum trigynum, 748 nucleotides long. The record is from the annotation of a GenBank genome assembly. NCBI's taxonomy places the organism in Eukaryota, Viridiplantae, Streptophyta, Magnoliopsida, Malpighiales, Linaceae.